Molecule: messenger RNA, 681 nt
Organism: Dermatophagoides pteronyssinus (European house dust mite)
Lineage: Eukaryota; Metazoa; Arthropoda; Arachnida; Sarcoptiformes; Pyroglyphidae
Gene: Fdx2
Product: Adrenodoxin-like protein 2, mitochondrial Ferredoxin 2
Biological process (GO): P450-containing electron transport chain
Cellular component (GO): mitochondrion
Molecular function (GO): 2 iron, 2 sulfur cluster binding; electron transfer activity
Source: RefSeq, a predicted model, not a curated record
GUAUGUUUCAUCUAAUAAUUAUUCUAAUUAAAUUCGAGUUUUAUUUCUGGAUAACAAGAAAAAAAAUUCGAUUCCUAAUUGAUUAUUUCAUUUUGUUUCGACCAAAACCAAUUGAAUUAAAGUGAUCAAUAAUGAUGGCAUCAGCAUUAUCAUUAGCAACAAAUAUAUCAAUUUUUGCAUCAAGAAAAUCAAUACUGUUUCAUUCUAAAUGGUUUUUAUCGAAACGAUUAUUAUCAUCAACACCAGGAAUGGUAAAUAAUGGCGAUGCACGAAUUCGUCAAGUAAAAUUGGAUUCUGAUAAAAAUAAACCCAAACCUAAACCAAACCUAAAGGUGACAUUUGAAUUAGAUGAUGGUCGUGAAUUGAUUGGAAAAGCCUGUGAUGGUGAUACAUUAUUGGAUGUUGUAUUGAAUAAUGAACUAGAUCUUGAUGGAUUUGGUGCAUGUGAAGGUACAUUAGCAUGUUCUACAUGUCAUCUGGUCUUUUCCCAAGAAGAUUUUGAUCGUAUACCAAACAAAAUUACCGAUGAAGAAAUGGAUAUGUUGGAUCUUGCAUAUGGCCUUACUGAAACAUCACGUCUUGGUUGUCAGAUCUAUAUAACAAAAGAAUUCGAUGGAUUACGAGUUAAAGUACCACCAGCUGUUAAUGAUGUUCGUUUACGGUGAAAAUAACUACAAAAAA